AUGCCAGUGACAGCUUUUGUAUUUGCAAGUCCUAAAGUUGGAGAUCUCAAUUUUUUAAACGCAUUUAACAAAUUGAAACACCUUCACGUUAUGAGAAUUCAUAACAUAUUGGAUAUUGUUCCGAAAUACCCACCUAUUGGAUAUUUCGAUGUUGGGCAGGAAAUAAUAAUCGACACCACAAAAUCCCCUUAUUUAAAUCUCCCUGGAGAUAUCAUCACAUGGCAUAAUUUGGAGUGUUACAUGCAUGGAGUUGCGGGAACUCAAGGUAUAGGACUUUUAACCGGUUUUAAACUAGAGGUGGAUCGCGAUAUCGCACUUGUUAACAAAUCUUCAGGUGCAUUGAAAAGUGAGUAUCUUGUCCCAGCAAAUUGGUGGACUGUGAAGAACAAAGGAAUGGUUCAACAAGAAGAUGGAAAAUGGGUUCUCAAUGAUCGAGAGUAG
Molecule: messenger RNA, 441 nt
Organism: Solanum verrucosum
Lineage: Eukaryota; Viridiplantae; Streptophyta; Magnoliopsida; Solanales; Solanaceae
Product: phospholipase A1-II 1-like
Exons: 1
Coding region: 1-441 (146 amino acids)
Biological process (GO): lipid metabolic process
Molecular function (GO): glycerophospholipid phospholipase A1 activity
Source: RefSeq, a predicted model, not a curated record